AUGUUCAAAAAAGAUCUCUCCGCGGGCGCCAAGUCCAAAGUCAAGUCUUCGGUGCAGCGGGGCAUCCGUGCCAAAGUACUCGAGACAUAUCCCUUACUCGAACCUCAUAUUGAAGAAAUCCUGCCGAAAAAGAGUCAACUAGAUCUUGUCAAGUUACCAGACCGAGUAUCUCUCUACGUCCUAGACGACCGACCUCUCUUCUACCAACACAUGGAUGACCCCAUCAUCCCCCACCUCAAGAUCGUCCACCAAUACCCUCACGCCUUCAAGACGAUAGGAAUCGACCGAGGCGCCAUCCGGUUCGUCCUGUCCGGCGCCACGCUCAUGGUCCCCGGCCUCACUUCCCCCGGUGGACGACUCCCCGAUGCCGAAGAGGAGGCGAAAGCCGGAGACGUCGUCGCCAUAGCCGCAGAGGGAAAAACAGAAAUCUGCCUCAUCGGUCAACUGGACAUGGGCACGGAAGAGAUGAAGAAGGCCAAAAAGGGAGUGGCCAUGGCGGCCGGCCAUUACCUCGGGGAUGGGCUCUGGAAGAUGGACCUGAGUUGA
This is a messenger RNA of Exophiala oligosperma, 546 nucleotides long. RefSeq lists its product as uncharacterized. The record is from RefSeq and is a predicted model, not a curated record. Gene Ontology annotation, molecular function: RNA binding. Gene Ontology annotation, biological process: formation of translation preinitiation complex. The transcript has 3 exons. The coding region runs from base 1 to 546 and encodes 181 amino acids. NCBI's taxonomy places the organism in Eukaryota, Fungi, Ascomycota, Eurotiomycetes, Chaetothyriales, Herpotrichiellaceae.